Fusarium poae is the source of this 1269-nucleotide messenger RNA. RefSeq lists its product as uncharacterized. Gene Ontology annotation, cellular component: cytoplasm. Lineage: Eukaryota; Fungi; Ascomycota; Sordariomycetes; Hypocreales; Nectriaceae. The coding region runs from base 1 to 1269 and encodes 422 amino acids. Gene Ontology annotation, molecular function: flavin adenine dinucleotide binding; electron-transferring-flavoprotein dehydrogenase activity. The transcript has 3 exons. The record is from RefSeq and is a predicted model, not a curated record.
AUGCUUCGAAAGACUGUUCUUUGGGUUCAGAUUUUCGCCAGCGUGCUGGCGAUGAUGGCCGUCGAGGUCAGACGUCGCGCUAGGUCGAUGCAAACACGUCUUUCGGGAACAGCCAAAGCCUCGGGCCCAGACAAGAACAUCGUUAUCGUCGGCGCCUCCUUCGCUGGAUGGUGGGCAAUCCAAACUCUUGCCAACUAUCUCCCCCACGGAAGCGGUUAUCAAAUCGUGGUAAUCGAGCCAAACAGCCACUUCCAAUUCAGCUGGGUGAUCCCUCGCUUCUGUGUCGUAGAGGGACAUGAGGACAAGGCGUUCAUUCCAUACGAUAGAUGGAGGAAAGGGAUGCCUCCGGGGCUUGUACAAUGGGUAAAGGGCCGAGUUGUCUCGACAAGCCAAACGCAUGUCAAACUCCAGGCUGGAGAGGAGAUCCCAUACGAGUACUUGGUUGUCGCAACUGGAUCCGAAGUGGAAGAGGGCCUGCCAUCUCGCGUCAAUCACACAGAGAAGGGCGAGGGAGUUCGUCGCUUGCGAGAAAUGCAAGCUGCUGUCAAGGCCGCAAAGUCCAUAGUCGUCGUCGGCGGCGGAGCUGCAGGAGUCGAGGUCGCGACUGACGCGAAGGAUCUCUACCCGGAGAAGAAGGUGACGAUUGUUCAUUCAAGGGAUGCUUUGAUGCACCGUUUCGGCAAAGAUCUGCAGGAAGAAGCUCUGAAGUGGAUGAAGCAGCUUGAGGUGGAUGUCAUCCUUGGUGAGCGUGUCGUCGCAGAGGAUGCCAAUACUGGAACCGUCACACUGCGAUCUGGGACAGUUCUGGAGUGCGAUAAGUUUAUCAAUUGUACCGGACAGAAGCCUGCUUCCGGCAUUCUCAAGGACCUAUCCCCCAGCUCCAUCGCACCGACUGGAUAUAUUAGUGUCAAACCAACACUUCAAAUAGCCGAUGUGCAGCUCCCGAACAUCUACAUCUGCGGUGAUGUUGCCGACGCGAAGGUGCCGACACCCAACGGUCGGGCCGCCAUUCGACAAGCCUCUGUGGUGGUAGACAACAUCCUCGCGUCUAUUCGAGGUCAACAGCCGUUUUACUCAUACCAGUAUUCGUGGCCCAUGGAUAGCUUCAUCAAGCUGACUCUUGGAUUAAAUCGCUCAACGACGUAUAUAGGCGACGGCAAGGACUGUAUCCUAUUCAGAAGCAAGGAGAAGAUCGAUCUCAUGUCGAAGGAUGCGUGGAAGAAGUUUGGUGCAAAUCCUUUCGAAGAUGACUCCUACAAUGGCAAAUAG